AUGCGGAUUCUUGUGAAUCUCCUUCUUGACACAUUGCCAAUGUUGGGAAAUGUUUUGCUGUUGUGUUUCUUUGUGUUUUUCAUUUUUGGAAUUGUUGGAGUUCAGCUAUGGGCGGGUCUAUUACGAAACCGAUGUGUGAUUAAUUUACCCAAAACUAUAUCAGAAAAUCAAACCGCACUAUUCAAUGAUGUUAAAUUAACCAGGUUCUAUAUUCCCGAGGAUACCUCGUUAGAAUACAUAUGUAGUCAUGCAGAUGCAAACGGGUUACACACAUGCUCCAACCUUCCACCAUAUACUGUAGAUGGAGUGAAGUGUAAUUUAACUAUAGACGACUAUGAUAAAGUUAGUGACAAAGCGUGUAUCAACUGGAAUAUCUAUUACAACGAGUGCCAGGUUAUGCAACGGAACCCUUUCCAAGGCUCAGUGUCAUUUGAUAAUAUAGGAUUCGCAUGGGUAGCGAUUUUUCUUGUGAUAUCGCUGGAGGGAUGGACGGAUAUCAUGUAUUACGUCCAAGAUGCCCAUUCUUUUUGGAAUUGGAUCUAUUUUGUUCUACUUAUAGUU
Messenger RNA from Cooperia oncophora, 561 nucleotides. The record is from the annotation of a GenBank genome assembly. Lineage: Eukaryota; Metazoa; Nematoda; Chromadorea; Rhabditida; Trichostrongylidae.